Messenger RNA from Seminavis robusta, 2441 nucleotides. The record is from the annotation of a GenBank genome assembly. NCBI's taxonomy places the organism in Eukaryota, Bacillariophyta, Bacillariophyceae, Naviculales, Naviculaceae.
UCGAUUCGAUUCAUCAUAAUAGUCGAAUGAAUCAUUCGAAUCGAAUCAAUCGAAUUCAAUUUCGCUUUUCAAUGACAAUUCUGAGCGGUAUUCAAAGGACUUAACUAAAGGAUCCGGCGACAAACCUCGCCCUGCGCGUUUUGUCAUUGCGAAAAGCUCUUUCACCACCGCCGCCACCAAACCCUCCGAUCAGUGUUUGUGCGGUGUGAAGGGUAUCAUCAUCUUAUUUGUUGUGCUACAAGUCUAGCUAGCUAGCUAGUCCCUUUUUGUUUGUCGUUGUCCUCCCAUUAGCUAUAACCACAACAAUCACCAUGGCAGAGCGGUCUCUGAAUGCGUCGAACAUGUCCAUUUCGGUGGCGACAUCUGUAUCUCAAAAGGACCGGUCCAUGUUCAUGUCUCCCACUAGCAUUGGUUCCUUGGGUUCCCCAUCGGCAGCUGCCAUGACAUCUCCGGAAAUGGAUCUGCAUUGGGAUGCACAAACGAUUCGAAAUGAGUUGCAUACGGCCAGCAUUGUCUUGUCGCAGAGGUGUCUCAAGCUAGCCGCCAAAUGGGCCACGGAGCAAUUGUUGGGGUUGCCCUACGACAGUACUACUACUACAGGUGCUACCAGUAAUCCCAAAAUGGAAGAGGACAGCAAUAGCCACAGCAACAACUCACUGAUCAAGGAAGCUCUGCAAGAAAUGGAUCCCUUUGUCUUGCAUGCCAAGUCACUGAUGGAAUUGGGAGAGUAUAUGCAUGCUGCUGCAAUGUUGUCUCGACCCAAUCAAAUUGUUACCACCAUGGCAGCGCCUUUACCCGAAUUGUCAUCGUAUGGCAUUUUUCUGAGAGCCUAUGCCUUGUUCAUGGCGGGAGAACGGCGUAAAGAAGAAGAUUAUGUGGAAUUGCAGAGCGAUGCACAAAAACAUUCUUUUGUACGCAAUCCUUACCUAUCACAACUGUGUCAAGAACUCAAUGAGGCCUAUCAGAAACAAAAAUUAGACGCCUUUGGUCUGUAUGUCUACGGGAUGGUGCUGAAAGAAGCACAAGCCGCUCGAUUGCCACUCAAAGCCGACGACCCUCCGGCACACCAAAUUUUGAUGGAAUCCGUCUUGCAAUUUCCUUGUAAUUGGAGUGCGUGGCUCGAUCUUGCCGCCGUGAGCUUGAAAAAUUCGCAGGUUGAACAAUCCUUGGAACAACGACUUCUCCCCGAAUUGGGAGGUCACUACAUGUACCAUUUCUUUUGUGCGCAUUUAAUGUCGGCUCACCAGGCACACGAAGAUGCACUGGUGCUCUACGACCGUCUCAUGGAACCACAGCAGGGAUCACCUCUCUUUCAAUCGCCCUAUCUCGUCAGUCAAUUGGGAGUACAGCAUUACCAUUUGCGACAAUUUGGACCCGCCCGAGGAUGCUUUCAACAAUUACACGCCAAAGAUCCCUUUCGCAUGGAAGAUUUAGACGUCUAUUCGAAUGUCUUGUAUGUGGAAGAAGAUCGUGUCGUCUUGUCGCAAUUGGCACAUACGGCCGUCAAAGUCGACAAGUAUCGACCCGAAACUUGCUGCAUUGUGGGAAACUACUACUCUUUGAAACAAAUGCGCCAAAAAGCCGUCGUCUACUUUCAACGGGCGCUCAAGUUAGACAAGCAUUACAUGAGUGCCUGGACGCUGAUGGGACACGAAUAUGUCGAGUUGAAAAAUACAGCCGCCGCAAUGGAGGCCUAUCGACGAGCGGUGGAACUGGCACCACACGAUUACAGAGCUUGGUAUGGUUUGGGUCAAACGUACGAAUUCCUCAACAUGCCUCUGUAUGCUCUCUACUAUUAUCGCAAAGCUGUGACAUUGAGGCCUUUUGAUGCCCGCAUGUGGUGUGCCAUGGGAUUGUGUUUUCUGGCUCUGAAUCGGACCAGUGAUGCUAUUCGCUGCUACGAACGGGCUAUCAACCAGGGAGAUGCAGAAGGGAUUGCGACACAGAAACUGGCAGCACUCUACCGACAACAAGGGGAUAACGAGAAGGCGGCACAGUGCUACAUGCGACACUUGGAACUGCGAUAUUUGAUCACCAAUCCUCAUGCUCAGGCUCCUGGAUCCAACAAUCAUGACUUGUCUUUGGAUUCGAUAGUGCAAGAGGUUGUCAUGGAAGCACCCGAAGCAGAGGCAAUGCUCUAUUUGGCAAACUACCACAAACAGCAUGGAGAAUACAACACGGCUGCCCUGUUUUGUUCGCGGUUGUUGGAAUACCCGGGGCCCGAAAAAGAAGAAGCAAAGGCAUACUUGCGCGAAUUACGGUCUCGCAAGAAUCAUGCCCAACAGAACCAACAACCAGCAAGACGGAUGCACACACGAAGCAAGGGGCCGCCCAUCCCGGCAUGGCCCAUGGAUGAAGACGACAACGAAAAGAAAGAUAGCUCAUUUGAGUUCUCACCAUAGCAUAACAAAUAGCUAGAGAGGAAACAAUUCUUACUGCUC